Molecule: messenger RNA, 210 nt
Organism: Auxenochlorella protothecoides
Lineage: Eukaryota; Viridiplantae; Chlorophyta; Trebouxiophyceae; Chlorellales; Chlorellaceae
Exons: 1
Coding region: 1-210 (69 amino acids)
Source: RefSeq, a predicted model, not a curated record
AUGUUUUUGCAUCAGUGUGGAUCACAGGUGUCAGGCAGGGAGGUCAACGGAGCAGCUGCUGCCAAAAAGCAUGCCCUACUCUUCUCCUCCGUGGUCAAAAUGACAGCGGCACUCCAUCACGCUGCGCGCGGGUCUCUGGUGCAAUCAGUAGGGUGGUGGCACAGGGGAGGCAGGCUGCCUGGUGGUCAAAGAAGGCCUACCACUCUCUGA